GAAGGCCUGAGCCUCCCGCCAAGCCUGAGAAACGGGGGAGGGCGAGGAGGAGGAGAAAAAAGCAGCAGCAGCAGCAGCAGCAGCAGCAGCAGCAGACGCCGCAGGAAGCCUUUUCCGCUGGAUUCGGGGCACAAGGCUCGGGGCGCUUGCUUGGGUCGUACAGGUUGCUUCGGACUCCGGGCUGCCAGGGCAGGCUAGAGGUCAGCUGUCCCCUCCCCCUGCCUCCCCCCCCACCGGAUUUGGCUCCCCCGCCCCGGGGUUAAUCAGGCAGGGAUCGGAGCCCGCCGCUUCGAGGCCGCCGCUUGGACUGAAGGGGCGAAGGAGAAGAGGCGGUUCGGUUCCGUUCCUGCAGUCCUCCCGUCUGAAGCGCCUUGAAGGAACUCUUGCGGAGAGGAAGGCGAGAGGGGUGCGGGGAUAGGAGCGAGGGGGGGAGCGGAGACCCCCUCCCUUCCAGCCCAGGAGCCUGUCCUUUGGGGAGGGGGCGGCGAACGGGAGCCGUCGAUGACCGCAGGACUGCUGCGCGCUCCUUCCUCUCGGCCCCCCCCUCCUCCUCCUUUUCCCGAGGCCGGGACCUUCUCGAUGUCUACAGCCUCCGAGAAGCAGCAGCAGCAGCAGCAGCAGCUGGGAACAGUCAUGGAGUCGGCGUCCUCCACCUCCUCCUCGACCCCCAGCAGUAGCAGUAGCGGCGGCGGCGGCGGCGCUGGAGGCGCCAAAGCCAAGAAGACCAACGCGGGCAUCCGACGGCCGGAGAAGCCGCCCUACUCCUACAUCGCCUUGAUCGUCAUGGCCAUCCAGAGCUCGCCGUCCAAGCGCCUGACGCUGAGCGAGAUCUACCAGUUCCUGCAGAGCCGCUUCCCUUUUUUCCGCGGCUCCUACCAGGGCUGGAAGAACUCCGUGCGCCACAACCUCUCGCUCAACGAGUGCUUCAUCAAGCUGCCCAAAGGGCUGGGCCGGCCCGGGAAGGGCCACUACUGGACCAUCGACCCGGCCAGCGAGUUCAUGUUCGAGGAGGGCUCCUUCCGACGGAGGCCCCGCGGCUUCAGGAGGAAAUGCCAGGCCCUAAAGCCCAUGUACAGCAUGAUGAACUUGAAUUUCAACCACCUCCCGGACAGCUACGGCUUCCAGGGGCCCUCCUGCCCGCCCAACAGCCUCCCUUUAGACGGCAGCGCCCUGGGCAUGAUGAACGUCGAUGGCAUGGGGCUGGCGGGCCACUCCGUUCCCCACUUGUCCUCCAACGGAGCCCACCACUCCUAUAUGGGGAGCUGCGGUGGGGGCGGAGGAGGAGGCUCCGCUGGAGGGGACUACGGUCACCAUGACGGCUCGGUGCCCGCCUCGCCCCUCCUUCCUGGCGGAGGGGUGAUGGAGCCUCACUCGGUCUAUUCCAGCACGGCCCCGUCCGCUUGGGCGUCCUCGGCCGCUCCAGGCUUGAACAGCGGGGCUUCCUACAUCAAACAGCAGCCCCUGUCGCCAUGCAAUCCGGCGGGCAAUCCGCUCUCCUCGGGCUUGUCCACGCACUCUCUGGAGCAACCUUACCUGCACCAGAACAGUCACAACACGGCAGAACUGCAAGGAAUCCGGUACCAUUCCCAGUCUCCAAGCAUGUGUGACCGGAAAGAAUUUGUCUUCUCCAUCAAUGCCAUGGCGUCAUCUUCCAUGCAUUCGGGAGGUAGCGGCUCUUACUACCACCAGCAAGUCACAUACCAGGACAUCAAACCUUGUGUGAUGUGAUAGUAAGACCAGGGAGCCAAGCUUUCUUGGGGGGAAGCCGAUCCCCAUUGAUCCAAGGGAACACUGUGUAGGACUGUGGAACUUCCUGCCACAAGCCCCUUUGGGAGCCAAAGGACCUCCCAGGAAGCUAGACUGAUAGUUGCUCAUGAGGUAUAUAAAUAUUCAAGAAAGGAACACUCUGUCUUUGAGGAAACAUUAAAGAAGAGCAAAUAUGCAUUGGGUGUGCCUUUGGGGAGUUUUGGGGGAGGGAUGGAGCAUCAUGCCCAAACUCUAAGUACUCCAUUGUUCCUUCACCUUGGGUCUUGAUCUGGUAACAUUUCCAAAAACCACUUUUGGGUCUGUGUAGCUUCCUCCUCCACACACACCUCGUUCAGGAUUCAAAUGAACUCUGUUGUUUAAAAAAAUAAAUAUAUUCCAUCCCCAAAAUCCCAAUGAGUAUCCCCCACCCCAGUGCAAAAUGAUCAUUAAAGAAAAUGGAUUCUAGACUUUGAGGGGCAGGGAUCUGCCAUACAAGAAAGGAGCAGACACCUCCAAUAAUCCCGACAGCGAUGGCAGACAACGGUCAGUUUCAUGAGAUGUCCAUCCUUCCACUAUUGGGUCAUUUGUUUAGCAACCAGAAGUGGCUUCCAGCUGAAACUUCUCUUCUUAUGUUUUUAGGGACAGAGCAUAAAAAUAUACAUAGUUCAUUGUAUAUUUUUCCUCUGAUUCAGGGCAUUGGAGGAUUCUUCAGAAAACUGAGUGAGUGCAGAGAUGUUCUCUAUAAUAUCGUCUUCCCUAAAUUGUAAUUGUAUGUUGAGUUUCCAAAGUCAUCUGUACCUUCAGGUGUUGGUGGGAAUUUGAAAAGCAGGACUGGACACACUUACACCACAAAAAGGCUACCACAGAAUAGAGGUUGUAGGGCCCCGGUGCUCGAUAGCAUGAUCCUGUAUGAGUCACUCCACUUCUUUUUUUACCAUACCCAAGCCUCUUUUAAAUAUUAAGUACCAAAUUACAAAGAAAAAAGCACUUUGAGAAAUAAAGGUUUAAAAUGGAAAUGAUUAACAAGGCUCAUGCUUUUAUUUAUUCAACAUUUUUAAUAAAACACAACAGCAGCCUUGGUCAAUCAGUAUUAGAAUGGUUAAUGUGUGUUGGCAAUAUUUGCCAUAGGGACUGUGUGAAAUAACCAUUGUAAAUGUCAAAAGCAGGAGCGUGGCAAAGCAAUUUUCUCUAUGUUUUAUAUAUAAUUAUAUAUUAUAUAAAUAUAAAUAUGAAGGACGCUUUUGUUUUUUAUUUUUGCCUGACUGUACAGUUCAGUGAUACACCUAUUUUAAGUUUCAUUCUGCACUGUAUAAAAGUGUAACUAUGGUGGAAGGGGUUUAGACCCCUGGAUUUUUUGUGUACGUUUGUCCUUUUAAAAAAAAGGAAUGCAAAUAAAAAAAAAUGUAUGGUGUUCGUACAUGGCCUUCACAAAUUGUAUAAACUGUAAAUAAAUCAGUGUGUGGCAUAGAAAUCUGUGUAAGUAGCAUGUUGGGAAUAAAACUCAAAGAAGACGAGGUCACCAUCCUAAGAUGUUUCCUGUGGAUGAGGG
Messenger RNA from Rhineura floridana, 3295 nucleotides. It is a transcript of the gene FOXF1, whose product is annotated as forkhead box F1. Bases 502 to 1728 code for a protein of 408 amino acids. Gene Ontology annotation, biological process: animal organ morphogenesis; regulation of transcription by RNA polymerase II. The record is from RefSeq and is a predicted model, not a curated record. Lineage: Eukaryota; Metazoa; Chordata; Lepidosauria; Squamata; Rhineuridae. Gene Ontology annotation, molecular function: DNA-binding transcription factor activity, RNA polymerase II-specific; RNA polymerase II cis-regulatory region sequence-specific DNA binding. The transcript has 2 exons. Gene Ontology annotation, cellular component: nucleus.